AAAGAAAUUGAAAUCAGCCAUUUUGAAGGAAAACGUUUGGUGUGUUGUUCAUGUUGUGAUAUUAUUUAUAGAGUUUAUUUGUUUUUGUUUAGUGAAAUGUUUGGGAAAAAUCCGCUUUGUGUUGUUGUCCUAUUAUCCGUCACAAAACUGUCCAUCACACAAUGGACAUGCACCAGCAAUGAGCAAUGCGGCGUGGAAGGCAGUCUAUGCGUCAACGGCGCGUGCGCAUGUCCCACGGGACAGCAGGUGGUGUCAGGAGGAACAGCGUGCGCUGACAUUGCUCCAUACCACGCCUCAUCCUGCGUCGAUGACUUCCAGUGCUCGAAUUUGUUCAACUCCUUCGAGUGUCGACGGGGAAACCCAGAGGGCACAGCAGGCAAAUGUUUCUGCCAACAAGGUCACCAUUACCGCCACGGGCGGUGCUGGCGUACCAUAGACUUCGGAGACGCCUGCUCAGUUGACGACGAAUGCAUGUCUCCAACCAUGAUGGAUCCCAGCGCUCUGACGUGCGACGGUACAUGUCAGUGCGCGGAAGGUUAUUACUUGAGGCAGAGGGGCGAGUGCCGGAAGAUCGCUCAUGCUGUUGGCGACGGUUGCGUCCUUAAUCAAGACUGCCAGUUCGAAGGAGGAUUGUGUGACCAAAUCAAUUUCCAAUGUGUUAAUCAAAAUGAUAUUCCAGCCAGCUCAAGAGCGAAUCUUCCAACAGCGAACGUGACAAGCAAUAUUACACUUUACACCACAAACAAUAGAGCUCACUCUACAUCGUGUGACAUGCUGACCCCAUGCCCAGAACCUUUCAUAUGUUCCACCUUCGGGGCCUGUGUGUGUCCAUCAGGAUACUAUCUUCAGGGAACAGCUUGCUUAGCAGAGCUGGGCUCGCCAUCGACUGAGGCGCAAUGUCAAGGUCUGAUGGCGAUCGUGGUCGACGGCGUCUGCGCGUGCCCAAACAACUUCUUCUUCGGUGAGGACAUGAGGAACUGUGAGAAAGUGGCUCGUACAAGAAACGACGCGUGUACUUCAGACAUGUUCUGCCGAACAUUCGGUGCGAUGGCGCUGUGCGGGGAGCCCCAGCAGUGGGGACUGAGGAGCUGCGAGUGCGACCCAGAGCGAGCAGUGUGGGACGAGGACAGACAGAUGUGCAGGCUAUUUGCUGGCAUCGGUGAGCAAUGCGAAGUGAACAGCGACUGUUUAGCUGGUGAAUUGGAAAUAACAUGCGUGGUCGCAGCUGAUGAUGUCGGCUACUGCGCCUGUCCCGAGGGGCUGACGGAGUUUGAAGGGCUGUGUCUCACUUCUGGACUGGGUUUGGGUGACCCAUGCCAGGCCACAAUAGAAUGCACAGCAACUGAAAACACGAUAUGCCUCAACGGCAACUGCACCUGCGGGGACGGCUACCAGGCUCUUGAUGAUUUCUGUGCUCCUAUAAUCGGCGGCAGCUGCAAUGUCGACAGCGACUGUGUGAUCGAGCACACGCUGUGUCACAACGAGACCAGAACGUGUCAAUGUGGCGACGGCUUCGUGGCUUAUGACGAUGUGUGUUGGCCCAGUGUGUCCGGCAUAAAUGCAGAAUGUAAUGUGACAGAACAGUGUCGGCCGAGUCUAGGAGACAACUCUGUCUGUCUGUUCGGCAGCUGUGUCUGCGAGAACGACUACCAUUACAGGGACGGGCGAUGCUGGGCUAGAAUUGGUCUCUUCGAGGUUUGCGGCAGCACCAGCGAGUGCUUCCUGGCCGCUGGCUCCGAGCUCACUGAGUGCCGCAACGGCCUGUGCCAGUGUCACUUCGACUUCAGCUACUCUGAACAGUCACAUACUUGUUUAUCAUCGGCGACGAGCAUCACCGCAGGAAUAACUAGUAUUAUAACAGUGAUAUAUUUAUUCUUAAGAUAAUUAUGACAGAUUCAAAUUAAAUUAACAACACAGCCUG
This is a messenger RNA of Plodia interpunctella (Indianmeal moth), 1921 nucleotides long. Its product is annotated as prion-like-(Q/N-rich) domain-bearing protein 25. The record is from RefSeq and is a predicted model, not a curated record. Lineage: Eukaryota; Metazoa; Arthropoda; Insecta; Lepidoptera; Pyralidae. The transcript is spliced from 14 exons. The coding region runs from base 97 to 1884 and encodes 595 amino acids.